Molecule: messenger RNA, 7645 nt
Organism: Felis catus (domestic cat)
Lineage: Eukaryota; Metazoa; Chordata; Mammalia; Carnivora; Felidae
Gene: IL33R
Product: interleukin 1 receptor like 1
Exons: 11
Coding region: 2159-3829 (556 amino acids)
Biological process (GO): signal transduction
Molecular function (GO): interleukin-33 receptor activity; interleukin-33 binding; interleukin-1 receptor activity
Source: RefSeq, a predicted model, not a curated record
GCUCAAACUCACCAACCGUGAGGUCAUGACCUGAGCUGAAGUUGGACGCUCAACUGACUGAGCCACCCAAGUGCCCCUGAAAUAAGAAAUCUUAUUUGAAACUAGGAAACCAAUGCAAAUGUGGUCUGGUCUCAUGAAAAACGCCUACAGUUAAUAAAAUUUUUUGAAUCAUAUAUUAGUAUGCAAAAUAAAAGCUCAUAUUCAUGUAUAAGAACUUUCAAGUUCAUGCUAUUUUAUGUAACAAAAUGCUAUCUGGAGUUUAACCACACCCUGGGCACUGUUCCAAGCCCACUUGCUCCUGAUUCUGUGGUGUCAGUAUGAAACUCAUAUGAUCUUGAUAGUAAGAGUCUGGACAACUAAAAGGGUAGAGAUAAGCAGACCCAAUUCCCCGAAUUUACGUGAAACGUCUCAGGGUAAAUCUCCUAGCCGUGACAGGACUUUGCAUUUCUUCCUCUCGGAGCACGUGGCCAAUGUCCAAACUAUGACUGUAUCCCCAAGCAGGUAGGCAAGCCUGUGCAAGAGCUUUGCCAGCCACAGUGUGGGGUAAAGAAAACCUACUAGAACUCUUCAUUAGCAACACCUCCUCACCUUGCUCACCCACUGGCAGUGUGACCUAGUGGUUAGGUGUCUUUAAGGCCCACCUGCUUGGGUUCUGUGUCUUAGCAGCAUGUGACUUGGCCAAGUUGCUUAACUCUUCUGUGCCUCGGUGUCCUUAUCUGUAAAUCAGGAAUAGUAAUAAUAAUAGCACCUGCCUUCUUGGGUGUUGUGACAAUGAAGGAGUUAACAAAUGUUAAGUCACUUAGAACGGUAUCUUGGCAUAGAGCGAGUUCUAGAGAGAGUUCAACUAUUGUUAUGUUAUGACACCGGUCUGCAGUUAAUCCCUGAAUGCUUCUGGGAUGUGGUCAGUUUUAAAAGUGAGUUGAAUUUACUCAUAAUAGAGCAUUUCAGCUGCGUGUAGCUGAAAUCUAAUUUUGCAAUUAACAUUUGUUUUACAUGGAGCCCAAGGGUUGAAGGUUAUGGUCUUCUUUAUCAGGCCCCUUGAGGAGCCUUCUUACUCAUAAUUUAUCUCUAUGUCCCUGAACUCCUUAGAAAAACUUCCCUUUUCCAUCCAAACUGAGAUCCUUACAGGGACUUACAUGUGAGGAGCCCAGAAGCUGGAAUCUGUUUUUGGAUGAGUCUGGACCAUAAGCAGAGCAUUUACAAACCUCCAUAAAGUCUGGCUUACUUCUCAUUGCUUCCCCUCAUUUGCUUUUGGAACUCUCUGCACCAAAGCUCUCCAAACUGGAUGAGCGUGCUUAGCUAAUGUCUGCCAAGUGAAGUGUCAAGGGAUAUUGGGAAAGGCAGACUUAAGGCCCCAAGAUUUCAAGAUCAUUUAGAAUCAACUGAGUAGUCCCAGGGCAACAGAAGCACGUGGGUGACUCAGUCCGUUAAGCUUCUGACUCUUGAUUUCUGCUCACGUCCUGAUCCCAAGGUUCAUGAUCUGGAGCCCCAGAUCCGGCUUUGCGCUGACAUCAUGGAGUCUGCUUGGGAUUCUCUCUCUCUGUCUCUGCCUCUGUCUCUCUCUCUGCCCCUUCCCUGCUCAAGAGCACGUGGUCUCUCUCUCUCUCAAAAUAAAUAAAUUGGUUAAAAAUAUUAUUAGGGCAAUAAAAGACAAGCAUUACUUAGCUUGAGAAACUGAUGCCAAACCAAGGGGAGAUGAUAGGAUUACUUCCUCUAAAGGGAUUACUCAAUCUUGUCAUUAUGUUUAAAUAUUUAUGUAACAAGGACAAAAAUUCUUGGUACAUGAUGCACCAGUAUUUUUGAACAAGUCAUGGAUUUUGGCUAAAAAAAUCACAUUUCAUCGUGGGUGGAGUGAGGAAUGGUAGGAUGUCUUUGGCUGCCUCCCCUUCAAAAUAAAAGAGAGAGUUCAUGCACCUGAGGACUCUUCAAGGAAGGAGCCAGAAGAGGUGGAAGCUGCUCUUAGCUCAGUCAUUGACUUGGAGUCCCUUCCCUUCUGUCCUUCACUUUGGUUGAGACAGUGAAACCGCUUUCCAGCUAUAAAUUUCAGGGGCCACCGUCUACCUCCUAGGAGAGACCUUUACCAUCACAUGUCACGGAUUCGCCUUGAAUAAUCUCAACAGUUAGUUACCAACACUUGCUCUGGAUUGAAGAACUGACAAUGCGACUUUGGGUCUUGGCACUUUCAACAAUUCUGGUACAUUCCACAGCAGCUAAGUUUAGCAAAUCAUCCUGGGGCCUGGAAAAUGAGGCUUUAAUCGUGAGAUGUCCUAGGCAAGGACGAUCUCGAUACCCUGUGGAUUGGUAUUACUCAAAAACCAACAAAUGUAUCACUACCCAGAAAAGAAAUCAUGUACUUGCCUCAGGGGAACGUCUUAAGUUUCUCCCGGCCAAAGUCAACGAUUCUGGAAUUUAUACUUGCAUUAUCAGAAGCCCUACCUUCAAUAAGACUGGCUAUGUGAACGUCACCAUAUAUAAAAAACAGCCAAAUUGCAAUAUUCCAGAUCAUCUGAUGUAUUCAACAACACUUGGAUCAGAAACAAAUUCCAAAAUAUAUUGUCCUACGAUUGACUUGUACAAUUGGACGGCACCUAUUGAGUGGUUUAAGGAUUGUAAAGCUCUUCAAGGACAAAGGUAUCACACACACAAGACAUUUUUGCUGAUUGACGGUGCAACUAGCAAGGACACGGGUGAUUAUACAUGUAAAUUUAUACACAAUGAAAAUGGAGUCAAUUACAGCGUGACAGCGACCAGAUCACUCACAGUGAACGAUGAGGAAGGCUUUUCUUUGUUUCCAGUAAUUAUAGCCCCUCCACAAAAUGAAAUAAAAGAAGUGGAAAUUGGAAAACCAGCAAGCAUACCCUGCUCCGCUUGCUUUGGGAAAGGCUCUCAGAUCAUGGCCGGCAUCCUGUGGAAGGUGAAUGGAAGCAAAGUUCAGAACUUUGGAGAACCAAGAAUUCACGAGGACCGGGAGCAAAAUCAAAGUUCCAGCAAUGAGUUGACUUGUCUGAGCACCGUUUUAAAAAUAGAGCGUGUGAGAGAAGAAGACUUAUCUGUGGAGUAUGACUGCCUGGCUCUGAAUUUGCACGGUUGGACACGGCACACCCUAAGACUAAAGCGGAGAAGUCCAAUUGACGAUCAAAGUACCUACUACAUACUGACAGGAUUUAGCAUCUUGUUAAUGCUAAUCAAUAUCAUGGUGAUAACGCUAAAAGUGUUCUGGAUUGAGUUUAUUUUGCUCUGGAGAGACAUAGCUAGACCUUACAAAAGUAGGAAUGAUGGAAAGAUCUACGAUGCUUACGUUAUCUACCCGCGGAACUAUACAAAUAGUCCUGAGAGGGCCAGUGCUGUGGGAUAUUUUGUUUACCAGAUUCUGCCUGAUGUUCUGGAAAAUAAAUGUGGUUAUAACUUAUGCAUUUACGGGAGAGAUAUGCUACCUGGAGAAGAUGCAGCCACCUCAGUGGAAACCAACAUACGAAAGAGUAGGCGGCACAUUUUUAUCCUGACUCCUGAAAUCGCUCACUGCAGGGAGUUUGCCUAUGAGCAGGAGAUCGCCUUGCACAGUGCCCUCAUCCAGAAUGACUCCAAGGUGAUUCUUAUAGAAUUAGAGGCUCUGAGCAAGCCAGGAGGGAUGCAGUUUGGGGAGCUCCAAGAUUCCCUCAAGCACGUCGUGGAAAUGCAAGGUACCAUCAAGUGGAAGGAAGAUGAUGUGGCCAACAAACGGUCCCUGAAUUCCAAGUUCUGGAAGCACGUGAGGUACCACAUGCCUGUGCCAAACAAACCCUCAAGGAAGACAUCCGCUUGGGCUUCCCUGAGUACCCAGGGGCAGUAGCGCUUGCUUUGAUGUGCUGGUGCACCAGAUUUCCUAGAUCUGCAUUCCUUCUGGCAGGAUUACGCCCCUGGGCCAGACACUGGAGCAGAGGCAUGAGAAACGGGGACACGUCAAGGGUGUUCAGGCCUCAGGUUUCAUCUAGCAACUUUACUUCCAUUUUCCUGAUUCUGGGUGGAUGCAAAAUGCCCCGAAAUUUUUAUCCUCGCUCCCCCUCUCUUCACCCCACAUUUCCUUCCCUUUCUCCUUUUGCUGGUCUUUCUCCAUAAGACCUAGGAUCUUUUCACUAUUCUUUUUUCCCUCUUUCUCUCUCUUUCUUGUUCUCCUGCCCCGUUUUCCUUGUCAAUGUUCUACAUUUUGAACAAACGAAAAGCAUUGGAGCGAAAUUUUCAUGUAACCGUGAAGAACACUCCGAUUCCCACAAGCAGAAUAUUAGCAGCAAAUCUUGUUUCCAACCUACCAAAAAUUAUUAUAUUUUAUUUUAAUGGGUGCUAAGUUUUAUCAUCUCAAUAGUGUGGAUACCAUUGGGGUCCCUUACCCAACUGCCAUUACAAUCAGUAUUUGAAGUUCUAAAGUCGCUUUGAUAUAUUUUUAUUCUCCUUAGAAAUAUUUUUUUCUCACUCUAAAAGUUACAGAAGAACAGAAAAGAUCAAAGAAGAAAAGAGUGAGCAUUAUCCACAAAUCCAUCAUCCUAAGAUAAUGACUUUUAAACAUUUGGGUAAAUUUGUAUUUAAAAAAUUUUUAACUUGUACUUAAAUGUUCUGUUAAUAUAGCUGAGCUCGCACAGUGUGUAGGGUUUAUACAUUUUUUUCUACUUAACAUCAUAAUAAAAACACUUGACAUGUCACUUAAAUUUUAACAUUUUAACUAUUCAUAGAGUUCUAUUUCACUGUUGUGCCACAGCUGACAUGCCUAAUUAGUUAUUGUUGUAUAUUUGAGUUGUGUUGAGUUUAAAUAGCCAUCAUUAUAAGUAAUUUUGCAAUGACCAUACCAGCAUAUUUUAUAUUUCCCAGUUACAAUUUUUGAACUUAAAACAAUGUUUGUUUAUUUAUUUUGAGAGAGAGAGAGAAAGGGAGAGUGGGGGGAGCGGUAGAGAGAGAGAGGGAGACAAAGAAUCCCAAGCAGGCUCCAAGCUGUCAGCACAGAGCCCAAUGCGGGGCUCGAUCUCACAAACUGUGAGAUCAUGACCUGAGCCGAAACCAAGAGUUGGAUGCUUAACCGACUGAGCCACCCAGGCGCCCCGUAUUUUUAUUUUUUAAUUUGAGAAAUUGGUUUGUUGUAACAUUUCUAUGAAAUUAGUAAAGCAUUUUGACAGAACCCUUUGACAAAAGUGAUGUCAAGGUAUGCAGUCAAGACCACUCCUUGAAGGAGUUCACAUAGCCUCAGGGGCCACAGAGCCCAUCAGUGGAUCCGGAACUCAGCAGUGUCCUCUCAGGCUGGGAGUCCUGUCAGAGCUCAGAUUUUACAGGUGGAUGGAGAUCUUACCCUCAGCUGAGCUGCUUUAAAACGUGUAUGAUUUCAGAUUUAGCUACAAAAGAAAACUGCACUCCAGACCCUCGACAGCAAGUAUAAUUUUGCAUUGUCACUCAAUGCCUUACUGAGCCUUGCUUGAAAAGAGAUCAUAUUUCUGGAAGGUUGCCUAAAGGAUCUGUAGUUACCCAUCCUUCUAUGUACCCUAUAAUCUGAAUCUAUACUCCCUGGAUUAAGGUUACCAGAUAAAUUACAAGACAUCAGUUAAAGUUGAAUUCCAAGAAUGAAUUUUCAUAUGAAAUUGAUCUGAAAUUCAAAUUUAGCUGCGAAUCUUGUAUUUUUAUUUGCUAAAUCUGAUUCUCCCUAUGCUGGUGGGCUAUUGUGCUUUUCUGUGGUGACAUCUGAUUUCGUUGAAUUAGUAAAAAAAAAAAAAAAGCCUGUGAGAAGGAUGCCCUAUAAAUGAUUGGUCAGCAUCACCUAAUUUGGAAUCAACAAUCUAUCCUCUGCUUUCAACCAGCUGUGUGACUAUGAGUAAGUUACUCAACUUCUCCAAAAUUUCUCCAAAAUUACCUUAGGUAACGUGAGAAUAAACCAUACCAAACUCUUUGUAUUUUUGUGCAAAUCAAAAAGUAGAAGACUCUUUGUACCAGAGAAGAAUUCAAUAAAUGGCAACAUCUCAUUGUGCUUUUUGAAACGUGGAUGAUACUCCAAGUCCUCUUGUAAUGAGCACCUCUGAAGGGUAUUUCUCCACCCUCGCCAUCAGGAAUAGAUGUGCCUUUAAUCCUGCUUCCCCACCCACCUAGACUUACAGACAUUUGUUUGGUGGAUGCACACAGGGCAUUUUGGAACUGAUUUUAUUUACCUCUUUGCAUUAGCUACUUGACAGCAUGGAGACUAAUUUGGGCUCUUUCUACAGCAAGUACGUACAUAGGAUAUCACAACAAGGAAUUUAGAAUAAUCUCUUCCCUGUUUUUGAUACACUUUCUUUUUAACUAUAUUUUAACUGUCUGUAUUAUAUGCUGCUUUGCAAGUAUUCAACGUUUACAUUUCCUGAACAUGGGCUGAGUAUCUCUUUGAGAAGGGCAGGGAGAGGAAGAGCUCUGGAGGGGUAUUCAGGUGAAUCAGGCAUACUCCUUACUUAUCUUAUGGGGUUAGAACGGGAAGGGACAAGGGAAACACUUCACAGAACCAGACAGGGUUGGCCCCAGGAGCAACUCUGAGCUCUUUUCCGCAGUGCUUCCUUUCCCAAACUUACACACCACCUCCCAAGUCAUCUGAGCUUCGGUUUCUGCAAACUAAGGAUGGAGAAGAAGAGCUCUGAGGUCCUUCUCAGCUCUAAUAGCCUGAUUCCAAGCCUAUGCUCACAGAGAGACCGCAGAACUUCCAGAAGCCUGGAUUCUCCUGCCAGCAGCACCACCGACCUCUCUCGCUUCCUUCAUCUGUACCAUCAGAGUGACAAGUGCUUCAUGUACCACACAAGGUAGUGUGAAAUACAAUGAAUACAGCCCAGACCAGUGAUGUGUCUACCUUAUGACCCGGGUUUAAAUUCUGGUGAAUUAUAAAGACACAAAGAAUUGCUCUUGCUUGAGUCAAAUUUGCAUACAAUAAAAGGCAAGAUUUUAAGUUUGAUGAGUCUUGACAAUUACGCAUACUUGUGUAGCUAUCAUCCCAAACAAGAUAGAAAUAGUUCCAUCACCCCCGGACGUUCCAUCCUUCCAUUUCCCAGUCAAUCCCUCUCCUCAGAGGCAGUGUUCUGAUUUCUAUCUCUAUGGAUUCGUUUUGCCAGAUCUUGAAAUUUCUAUCAGUAAAGUUAGGCGCACAGCAUUGUGACUCCCUACUUCCACACAAUGUAACAUUUUGAAGAUUCAUCGAUGUUUUGCAUGUGUCAGUUGUUUGUUCCUCUGUAUUACUGAGCGGUAUUCCCUUGUAUGGCUGUACACGGUAUGUUUAACCUAUCCCUGUUGGUGGGCACAUGGGUGGUUUCAUGUUGUACCUACUGUGGAUCUGGAGACUGUGAACACUCUUGUGGAGUUGUGUUUGUAUUUUUCUUAGCUCGAUACCUAGGACUGGUCCCUUUUUGGAAACUGUCAACUUGGCAAACUGUACCAUUUUAUGUUUCCUACGGUUAUGUAUGAGACUGCUCUUAUGAUUGAGUCAAUCCUCACCAAUGACUGGUAUUGUCAGGCUUCUUUUCAUUUUAGUUAUUUCAGUGGGUGACAAAUGAACCUCAUUAUGGUUUAAUUUGCAGUUCCCUGAUGAUUAAUGAUGUUGAACCUUUUUCAUGACCUUAUUCACCAAUAAGAUUCAUGUAUUGCUCAGUGAAAGUAAAGUCUUCUGCACAUUUUUAAA